CCACUCUUUGCUUAUAUUGCAGCAUCCCUAGGCCUCUGCUCUCAAAAUCACUUACUCCCAACCUUUAUUGGAUCUCUUCCCAACACCGAUCGCAAUGGCCACUUCUUCCCGAUUUUGCAAACUCCAACAAGUCUCUAUCUUCCUUUAAUCAACAAACGGACAGCUAUGAGGAACAGCCACGUUUCAGCAUCUUAGAUCACCAAGACCUUUCCUUCGACCAAGUGCUCGACGUUCUAACUUCCUUACAAGGACAGUUUGGCCAAUACAAGCUUACCAAACGCCAACAGGAUCAACUGAGUAUGAGCUGUCAAGUCAUUUCUAGGAUUGAAGGAGACGACCAAGGUGACGACCAAGGAGGCGAUCAAGGAGACGACCAAGGAGACCAUAAAGAUGUGCAGUCCCGAAAACCAGAACAGGCAAACCAAGAUCUCUAAACAUAUCGGAAGACACCAGGGCCCUACAAGACCAGGUAACUUCAUUGUCGGCUCAAAGGGCCAUUUUAAACGAUCAAGUGUCGUAUAUGUCUCAAGAGGAGUUACAGAAUAAAGUUGCCCAAAGGAUGGGGCUAGUUGACUUUGGCCCCAGAGAAGGCAGUCAAAGGGAAAGCGAGAAUGACCGUCUGUACAGACGUUCUGUUCUGUAUAACAGGUUUCCAGUGACUGUUGGUCUGGUGGGGAGUAUAGGGACAUUGAUAAGGAGUUUGCAAGAGUAUACGCAAUGGGAGUUCCAAAUUCUCAUUGCAAUAAACUCUUUCUUAUCCUUGUAUCUACCGUUGAGACGAUUCCUACAAGACCCAAUGGCCCGCCAAUUCAGAUCAAGGAUUCGCAAGAAUUCCUGGGAGGCGUAUGACGGAUGGAUGGAGCUGCUCAACACAGCGCUCAAUCUGUUUGUAGGAGUCUUGACGGCUUGGGUUAUACGGAAUCGAGAUGUAUAGAUUCUGAUGAGGAUAAAAGGGCGGGAGAUCAGCAAUGGACGUGAUCUAAGAUUAAUU
Cryptococcus deneoformans JEC21 is the source of this 991-nucleotide messenger RNA. RefSeq lists its product as hypothetical. Lineage: Eukaryota; Fungi; Basidiomycota; Tremellomycetes; Tremellales; Cryptococcaceae. The transcript has 4 exons. The record is from RefSeq and is a predicted model, not a curated record. The coding region runs from base 521 to 934 and encodes 137 amino acids.